Molecule: messenger RNA, 2166 nt
Organism: Alternaria arborescens
Lineage: Eukaryota; Fungi; Ascomycota; Dothideomycetes; Pleosporales; Pleosporaceae
Exons: 1
Coding region: 1-2166 (721 amino acids)
Source: RefSeq, a predicted model, not a curated record
AUGGCAUGGCUGCCACCAACAUCCCCAGCUACCUUGCGCGCCUCAAAACGCACCUGCGAAGAGGAUAUAAAGGACUUCCCGAAGAGACAAUGUCGGACUGAAUUCCAGACGCUCACUGAAGCUACCAGUGAUGUCAACAACAACUACUCUGGCGAGUUAUCAGAGACCACUCCACAAUCAUCGUCGUCGCUAUUUCCAGUUCAGUCUGCACAUCCAGAGAGAUCCGAUACACGUCUACCAGAUAUCAACGAGAUUGCUGUAGGCCAUGAAGUUUCACAUUAUAAUUUGUAUGCUCCAGCCCGUACAUACAGAGAUUUGAAUGAACAGCACGGCCUCACAGUACCCUUCCUGCCUCCGCCAGCUUCUCAGCGGAGCUACGACUAUGCAAGCUAUCCGCAUCAAUACCAUUCGGACGAACUACCUAUGAGUGUGCUAGGACUAUCUGUGCCUCAUGUUCCGCCUGAUCAAGGACAAUAUUACCCUUUGGACUCUUCGAUCGCUAUAAACCCUCAAGUCCAUGAACAGCCAAUAGAGGAAAGGCUUAUCUUAGCCCUAACUGCAGCAGGCUAUGGCCAAGAUGUUACGGCUUCCACAUCGGCUGAACAAGCAGCUUGGCAAGAUGUUUACACUAGGCAAAACAUAUGGCUUUUUAGAGCGGAAGCAGACCUCCAAGGUCAUACUAUCGAAGUCGUUCCUGGUAUUCCCACUGAACAAGGCGCUCUAGGAAGUUCCGCUGGCAUCAAUCAUGAUCUGAUUCCCACUGAGGUGUGGUUUCUGCGCUCCCUUUCGCCUUUGUUACGCUAUAGCGCGUACCGUAUGAUGACCGAGGAAGCACAUGAGAUGAUCACCUAUGACCAGGCUAGCGAAGAGUUCCAAAGACGUUGGGCGUGGAUUCUGAAUUUUCAAGCAUUUUUGCUGUGGAAAGAGAAAGAGUGGGUGGGAUCUUUCCAACAGAUUGUCGAUACGCACAGACGGCGGUGUUGGGACCAGAAAGUGGAAGAGCAAGCCAUCGAGACCCCUGUCAACCAGGCGAUGAUUGAUACGUUCAAGCGAUCGAAGAUGGAGGCUCGCGGUGCGCCACUUGUCGGUGUGACUUUGGACAAUGAAACGCCACAGGUGCCUCCUUCUGAGUCAGUGCCCGUAGCGGAGCAGCCGGCUACAAGGAACAACACCACAGAAAAGUUUCAGAGCCCGAUAUCUCAUUCUGAUAUACCGUCGAUACUGCCAGAAAGGCUACAUAAGCCAGACAUGAUCAAGCAUCCUUUGGAUAAGAUCGCGGUUCCAUCGUAUCCUUUCGACAAAAUCAGCGAUUUCACUCCAAACGGAGAGGGUAUAUACCAAUGCAUGCACCGUUUUGGAAGGAAGUGGCCUUGCUGCAAAAAUGGGCUGGAUGAGCAAAAAAUGAAGCAAGCGAUCUAUAGGAGUAUCAGUACGUGGAAGUCACAAGUUGAGCGCCUGAUCGAGAACGGCGAUCUGCAUCGGAGUCAUAUGACCUGGCCAACACAUCAGAAUCAGGCGUUAAAAAGAGCUCAUAUCGCUGCAGAAAGACAGCGAGCAGAAACAGAAUCAGGGAAUGGAGAAGUAGAAGCGGAGCGAAUUGGUAACGAGGAUAAGAAGCAGAAACAGAAAAGGCUGAUGGACAACACAGCAAAGGUAAGCCAGGGGAAGAACACGCAACUAGGUUUGCAGCAGGAACUACUCGAAGAAGAUGCGACGUCUGAAUCUUCAUCUGUUUCGACACUAAACUUACACCGCCAGUACGAAGCGACAGCACCUAAACUAUCUCCUGACGUAGUUGUUGCGCAACUCGUAUCUGAUUGGAAUAUUGCACGGAUCAACAUACGAGACAAGCAAGAAUUCGAUAACUGUCUGCAUUUAGAGCAGGGUAAGAAAUGGCCUAAGUGGCCACGCUUCAAGGAGUGGUGGGCAGCAAGGCUUUCUCAGGUCGAGUUUUUGCAGCUUUCACAGGACCAGAAGAUUGUCUUGAAGCGUCCCGAACCAUCUAGCAUUGCGGACGAUGAGGCAGCGUUUGUAGAGAAGACCAAGGAAUCACUGCCGCUUGAUGCACAAGGGCCAGCCGAUACGGAAGAGAACACUGACCCAGACGGUUCAGACCUGGAUGGACUGUUUGAUGAUGGUGAUGAAACGAAUCUCCAGGAGACAUAG